AUGGUAAAUGAAGAUCCAGAAAAUGUAGAAGAGGAAGGCGGGAAAGAAGAAGAAAUUAUUCAACAUGUUGAAGAAGUUGAAGAAGAGCAUGCUGAAGAAGAAUCCAUUUUAACCGAAUAUGACCCUGACGAUUUUCUGUCCGGUGCUGUCAACAGCUUAGAUUCAACAUCUUACAGAGAAGACCCUAACUACCGCAUUGCAAUAGCAGAGGGCAGAGAAGGAGAUAGAGAUCCUGUGAUCAUCCUCUAUACGUGGCCACAGAUGGAAAUUGACGCUGUAUUACGUGAUGGAACAACAAACGCAUAUUCUAUACUUGACUUCAGG
This is a messenger RNA of Iphiclides podalirius (scarce swallowtail), 324 nucleotides long. The record is from the annotation of a GenBank genome assembly. Lineage: Eukaryota; Metazoa; Arthropoda; Insecta; Lepidoptera; Papilionidae.